AUGGGAGACGCACAAUCGGCGUCAAGGGGAAGCCCCUUCGGACGAGGCGGAUGUCUCACAGCUAUAAUAGUUCUAGUCUAUUCGGCAAUGCUCAUCGCCUACGUUGAUGCAGCGCCAGCAAAAGAUAAGAAACCUCGGAGUCCACGAAGCGAAUUAGGAUGCUCGUACAACUUCACUCACUACGACAACGGGGCCUCGAUUCAGACCCAGGAGCCGUGUCUCAACUGCACGUGUCAAGACUCGAUGCUACUGUGCUACCUGAACGUAUGUCCGUACGUGAAGGCGCUCGGAGAGGAAUGCACGGUCACGAAGAAACCGGGUCAAUGCUGCCCCGAGGUGCACUGUCCUUCUGGAUGUUACAUCGACAACAAAUUCUACAAUGAGGGUCAGAGACUGCCAAUGGAUCCGCUGAAUCCUUGCGAAACUUGUUAUUGUGUCCGGAACAGUUCAUCGUGCGUUCUACAGGACUGUGUCCUUCACAUCGAUGGCUGUUCCCCAGUUUUCCAUAAGAAGCGGCCCACUUGCUGUCCGGCACGAUACGACUGCUGUGAGUGUACUCCCGAGCGACAAAAGAGCGCCUCGGAGCCUCUGGGGGAAACUGAUGCUUCGAAAUUUCAAAGGCUUGAUGGUUGUGAUCACGAAGGGAGGAUAUAUGCUAUCGGUGAUUCCGUACCGAGCGCAGACAAAUGUCAAAACUGCUACUGCAUGCCCAACAAUACUGUGAUUUGUCAAAGCCAAGAAUGCCAGACACCACCCGGGUGCACUGCUGGCGAAUUGGCUGAAGGAGAAUGCUGUCCUACCAAGUUCGACUGUCCCUCCGCGACUACUCUGCUACCAGAUCAAGAUCUGGCUACGACCGUCAUGCCAGAAGAGGGACGAGCGGACAGCACCGAGUCCGUCGAACUGUCCUCGGAAGCCUCGGCUACCGCCGUCCAUAAAUAUUCGGAAGUGACCACGGAAUCCCAAGCCGAAACCACGCCCCAGAGCUCAAGCGAGCAACCUCGCUUGAGCACGACUGUUGCUCCUCCUACAUCCCGGGGCGAGCAAGCUCGAGCCGACGACUGUGAGAUCGAAGGAGUCGCCUAUAAGCUCGGAGAAAAGAUCAUCAUGAAAGACCCGUGCCUGGCAAACUGUACCUGUGGAGCUGAAGGUCUCGUGCAGUGCGAUCAUAUAACUUGCCAUGAGCCCGAGCAGGACAUCUCUGAAUGCAAGGUCGUCAAGGAGGAAGGAAUGUGCUGCCCGUACUACGAUUGCCCGCACGACGAAACGACGCCUGUGCCCGGUCCGGGAGAGUGCAUCAUCGACGGUGUGAGGUACGCUCACAAUACGACGGUGCCACAAGAUGACGUAUGCCGUCAGUGUCUCUGCUUGAACAGUGAAUUGAUUUGUGCUGUCGAGGAAUGCGUCGAAGGAGACGGGUGUAUCCUGCUGCCGCCAACGAAGGACAUUUGCUGUAACUACAAGUGCGAUGACGACGAGGAAACUACAGACGCCACCCAGUCUCCUCAGGAUCUGAUAGCCUCAACAGAGGGAACGACGUUCGCGCCCGGGCUAGAGCCGAAGAAAUCCGACGUCGAGACCACGCCGGCAGCCGAAGUUUCAACGGAGUCGUCAACAUCCGUCGUCACCGAAGCUGUGUCUGAAAUGUCGUCUACGACCGAGGCUGCCACUCAAGCUUCUGAAGAGACCUCGUCGACAGCUGGCAGCACAACGACGGGGGCUUCGAGUGAGAGUCCGUCGACAACUGAAGCAUCGACUCCUGAAAGCACAGAAGGAGGCUCGACCGAAAGUGCGGCCGGUAGCUCGACGGAAGCGAGUACAGAAGCGGCGACUGAAGAAUCGACUUCGGCCCCGCCAUCAACAGAAGCUUCCUCAGAGAGCGCUCCCGAAGCUUCCACCCCAGCGUCCACCGAGGCCUCGACCGCUGCGGCCACCUCCGAACCUUCGUCUGAAGCGGCUCCAAGUGCUGCAACGGAGCAAUCGACUGAGGCCGCAACGGAGCCAUCUACCUCGGAAGGAUCCACGGACAGCUCGUCGAUUGCACCAACCGAGAGCUCCACCGAGACGUCGUCGGAAGCCUCGUCGUCCGCAACUGCCGAAAGCUCUACCGAAAAGUCAUCGGAAGCCCCGACAGAAGUUCCCUCUGAAGCGUCUUCCACGGAGGCAGACGCAUCUUCUGCGGCCCCUACGGAGGAGAGCUCCACCGAAGGAACUACUCCAGGCUCCACCGGAGCCUCAAGCGAAGCCUCUUCAGAGACCACCAGCGAAACGAGCUCAUCAUCUGAGAGUCCAAGCACAGAAUCGGCAGCAACCUCUUCGGAAGCAGCUGCCACCGAGUCGACCACCGAGGUCCCGAGUGAAAGUCCCUCGACGGAUAUUUCCUCGACAGAAAGUGGAACGUCUUCCGCUCCAGAAGCGGCGUCAGCGUCCACGGAGACCGCAUCGACUGAAGCGUCGACAGAAGGAGCUCCGACUGAGGCGUCGACAGAGGGAGCCUCGACUGAAACUGUGACUCAGGAAUCGACCACUGGUAGCGCGGACGAAAAGAGCGCGACCGAAGGUAGCACGAGCGCCGCGGAUUCCACAACUUCUGCGAGCGAGGACUCUAGUCAAGACUGCGUCUAUGACGGAAUGACAUAUCCGAACAACAGUGAGAUACCAAGUGAUGACGCCUGUCGCUUGUGCAAGUGUAUCUCAGGCGAAGUCACUUGCGCGACCGAGAUCUGCGAAGAGCCCGAUGAGGGCUGCGAACUCAUGCCGGCUACAAAGGCCGAAUGCUGUAACUACAAAUGCGCAGACGACCAGAUCUCUUCGGAGAAACCUGGAAUCGAGAGCAAGUCCAGUCAAACAGAAAAGCCCUCCGAGCAAACAACUGAAGCACCAGAAGCAGCGCCGGAAUCUUCGUCGGAGGGAAGCACGGAGGCUACCAGCGAGACUACCACAGGCCUGGCCUCGACCGAAGCGUCUUCUGAAAGCACACCAGAGUCUUCGGAUGCUCAGACUGAUUCCACCGCCUCCACAGAAGGGUCAACAGAGCCAAGCACCGAAGCCAUUUCGUCCUCAACUUCAAGCGAACCCAGUACAGAAGUCGCGCUCGAUGGCACAAGCUCUCCUGAAAGGGCAACAACUGCAGCUACCGAGGAAAGCACAAUUUGCGUGAUCGAUGGCAAAACUUUCGCGCACAAAGAGUCGAUACCGAACGAUAAUCCUUGCCGCAUCUGCGAGUGCAUUUCGGGAGAAAUGACUUGCGCUGACGAAAUCUGUGAUGAGCCUGAGGAUGGAUGUGAGCUCCAGCCCGCAACGAAGGACGAGUGCUGCGUCUACAAGUGCCAGGACGAGGAACAAUCUACCACGGAAGCAGGAAUCGAAUCUAAAUCCAAAGUAUCGGGAACACCGUCCACAGACCUAACAACGGAAGCAGAGCAGAGCACACAGGCGAGCACGAAGUGUAUGGUGGACGGCAAAACGUAUCCGCUCGGCGGCGAAGUUCCAAGCGACAACCCGUGUAGGAUUUGUCAGUGCACAGCCGAGGGAAUGGUCUGCGCAGAUGAAGUUUGCGAGGAUCCCGAAGACGGAUGCGUACUUCAGCCCCCGACUGCUGAUGAAUGUUGCAACUACAAAUGCGAAGAGGCAAUUCAAACUGAGAAGCCCGGAAUCGAGAGCAAGUCCAAACCCAAAGAAGAGGCUACAGAAGCUGCUCCUCCGUCGGAUGCAUCGACAGAAUCGACGACCGCCGCCGCCGAGGCUGCUACGACGACUGCCGCUCCAGAAGACGCGACAGACGCUCAGACAUCAGCCGCCCCGAGCUCCAGUUCUUGCACUGUCAAUGGCGAAGUCUACGAACAUAACACCACCGUCAAACACGAAGAUCCGUGUCAGCUGUGCAUGUGUAUCGACGCAGAAGUCAUAUGCUCCACUGAAAUCUGCCCAGAACCCGAGCCUGGCUGUACGCAGAUGGCCAAGAAUGCGACAGAGUGCUGUGUGUUCGAGUGCACCGCAACGACGACGCCAGCUGCCACAACUCCUGAGAACGAGCCUUCAAGAGAGGACGUAUCGUCAGUAGGACCUUCCACAACGGAAGAAAUUUUCGAAACGACAACCGGAGCUGAGGCCACCACACCGGUCGAUGUAUCCUCAGAGACGCCCGAAGAAAUGUCUACAGCGCUCCCCACGGUCCUCCCGACUACGACGGCACCCGAAAAUGUUACGGACUCCGAAGAGACCGAAGAAGAAGUCACUAUCGGUCCUGGAGAAUGCGUGUACGAAGGUCGAGUUUACCAGAGUGCGGCGCAAAUCCCGCGACCCGAUCCCUGCGACUUCUGCUUCUGCUUCCGUAGCGAUAUCAUCUGCCUACAGCAAACGUGUCCACCCCCGAUAGCAGGAUGUCACGAAACCGCCAUUAACGGCUAUUGCUGUCCACGAUACGAGUGCCAUGUCAACAUGGCGUAUCGCAAUACGACGAAUGACGCAGUGACCACAACCACAACAACAACGACGACAUCAACGACUCCGGAACCCCACUCAAGAAACAUUCCUCUAUUCCCAGGUUGUCAAGUCAAGGGUGCCUUCUACCGCAUUGGUGAGCUGAUAACAGCUGUCAGCACACCUUGCAUGGAAUGCCGCUGCGACGAGACAGGCUCAAUGAAGUGCGACCCGAAGGACUGCCAACAAAACGCACCGUUGUUACUCCGCAUGAAUCGUUCUUUCUUCAGAUCUAGUAGCUGA
This is a messenger RNA of Galendromus occidentalis (western predatory mite), 4725 nucleotides long. RefSeq names its product mucin-19. The record is from RefSeq and is a predicted model, not a curated record. Lineage: Eukaryota; Metazoa; Arthropoda; Arachnida; Mesostigmata; Phytoseiidae. The coding region runs from base 1 to 4725 and encodes 1574 amino acids. The transcript has 17 exons.